CCUCAAGCACUACACCACCACGCGCAACCACGCACCUCCGCCAAUCCUCUCCAGCUCAGCCGCUGCUCCCACCACACGUUAGCUACCACACGAAAAAAGCAGCAACAAUGGACGUCUUCGGCGACAGCAAGCUCGACAUCUCCAAGCUGACGGAGAAGGACAAGGCCGAGCUGCAACAGUUCAUCGUCGCCGAGUCGCAGAAGGCGCGCAUCCAGCAGUCAAUCCACUCCCUGACAGACAUCUGCUUCAAGAAGUGCAUUCCGAGCAAGAUAUCGCAAGGCAAGCUCGACCGCACCGAGGAGCCGUGCAUGGCCAACUGCGUCGACCGUUUCCUCGACGCCAACCACGUCGUGCUGCGCCAGUUGGAGACGCUUCGGAAUGCGUAGGCGACGGUCGGCGGCGGCGCGUUUGUCGCUGGCUGGUAGCGCGGGGAGGAAGGAGGGAAGGAAGAAGAAGACUUGGGGCGGAUGGAUGGAUGAGUGGAAUGGCGGGCACGAGAGUGGGUGAAGGCAGAGACGACAUGAAUGCUCGCUCGGGCUGUGGAUGGUUGACGGAUGGCUCGGAG
Molecule: messenger RNA, 565 nt
Organism: Aplosporella prunicola CBS 121167
Lineage: Eukaryota; Fungi; Ascomycota; Dothideomycetes; Botryosphaeriales; Aplosporellaceae
Exons: 2
Coding region: 108-386 (92 amino acids)
Source: RefSeq, a predicted model, not a curated record